Messenger RNA from Oncorhynchus nerka (sockeye salmon), 3304 nucleotides. Its product is annotated as oocyte zinc finger protein XlCOF6-like. Gene Ontology annotation, biological process: regulation of transcription by RNA polymerase II. Gene Ontology annotation, molecular function: RNA polymerase II cis-regulatory region sequence-specific DNA binding; DNA-binding transcription factor activity, RNA polymerase II-specific. NCBI's taxonomy places the organism in Eukaryota, Metazoa, Chordata, Actinopteri, Salmoniformes, Salmonidae. Gene Ontology annotation, cellular component: nucleus. The record is from RefSeq and is a predicted model, not a curated record. The coding region runs from base 631 to 2502 and encodes 623 amino acids. The transcript is spliced from 6 exons.
UGAGCUUUAUUGCCAUUUGAUGACAAGUUGGGCUAACUAUCCAUCUGUUUUCCAGCUAUAACAGAUAACUUUAGUUAGCUAACGUUAGCUAGUAUGCUUUAGGGCAAUUCCACGUACUAGUACAGUACCGGUAUAACAAAGACUAGCCAUACAUGUUUGAAGGCAAGGUAUUAUGAAGGAUCCAUUAGGACCAACGUGUGUAGUUCAUAGGAGCGUGUCAAAUGAAAGCUAAGAGUGCGUGUCUGUCGUACUUCAUUAUCAAAUGCAGCUGGGAUAUCAUUGUGGAGCUAGCUAGCUAUCCCGCUUUGGACUUUUCGAAUCCACCUCCACUUGAAAGCGUUUGACUUAAUGAGGUUCUCUUAUUAGCAAGCAAGGAACAAUUACAGUUGUGUGUACUUAGUCGAAUGCAGUUCUUGAAGGGGUGAAUUCAUUGAUUGUAAACAUCGUGAUACUAACGUUAGUGUUGUAAUAAAGAUUCAUUCAAUUGUCCAUCAGUCAUUUCACUCAAAUGUAUUAUUCACAGAUUGUCACCAUGCCACUAACAAAUGCUGAAAAGCAAAGAAGAUACAGGCAAAGACUAAAGGAGAAGGGGAGUUAUGAGGUCACGAGUCUGUUCAUCAUCUGCUGAAGAUGGAUCAAUAUGGGAGAUAUGAAAGUAGUGGUCAGCCAGAAGAGCUUUUUGAUCCCUCACUGCAUUGGAGGCAGGUCAAAGAGGAAGCUGAUGAACUCCAGAUUUCAACUGUGCCAUUAAGAGUUGAAACAUCCCAGGUUUGUCAAAAUGAGGACCCGGAUGAACAAGAUACCUCCUUUGAUCCACUUUCAGUCAUCCAUCGAGUCACAGAGCAAGAGUGUGAACAUAAAAGCAUGACUUACCUCAAAGUAAGGGUGCUGCCUUCUCCAGUCCCAGUCAAAGAGGAGUCUGAAGAAUGCUCCCUUCUGCCAGUAGAUGAAGAGAAAGUUGCCUUAAUUACAGUUAAGGAAGAAGAGAAUGAAGACUGGUUGAAGUCAGAAGAUGAGGAUGUUGUGAAAGUGCCAGUGCCUUGGGAACCGUUGGAAACAUCAUCAUCAUGCUCAGAUACAGAGGAUACAGAGGACAGUGAGAUGGAAAGUGAUAAUGUGCAGGACUGUGAAAACAAUGAGCAUGGUGAUUCAGGAGCAUUGAAGAUUGAAAAUUGCAGCAAGACAUCAUUGGAUCCAGGGCUGACACUAGAUACAGAUGAGAAAGCUAAUGCUGCUGAUUUGAGUGACUCUAAAAAGGGGUCCUUCUACCCAUGCCCUCAUUGUACGCUCGGUUUCACCAUAGAACGCUUUUUUCACGGGCAUCUCAAGAGGGCCCACCCUGAAGAGUACAUCACUCUGCUAAAGUUUCGGAAAAUCAUAGCAACCCAAGCCACGUGCCCACAAUGUGGCAAGAGCUUCUCCAAUAAAUAUGUUAUGAAAACACAUCAGAAGAGUCACACAGGAGAGAAACCAUAUCACUGUGCAGACUGUGGGAAUAACUACGUCUUCGCUGAUUCACUCAAAAAACACAGAUGUGGGAAAGGAUUACGAAGACAAACCCAUCUGACCAGCUAUGAAAUGAUCCCCACAGUAGAGAGACCAUAUACAUGCGUUCAGUGUGGAAAAGGAUACAGAUUUCAAACCCAACUGACUAGCCAUGAAAAGAGCCACACAGGAGAGAGACCAUAUAAAUGCUCUCAGUGUGGAAAAGAAUACAGAAGACCAGCCCAUCUAAAAAGACAUCAAAUGACCCACACUGAAGAGAGGCCAUUUGAUUGCCUCAGGUGUAAGAAGUCAUUCUACCGGCCGGAAACUCUAAAAGCACACCAGAAAACCCAUACAGGAGAAAAGCCUUAUCGGUGCUCUCUGUGUGACAAAUGUUUUGGCUUUUCCAGAGACCUUAAGAGACAUCAGUUGACACAUACAAGGGAGACCCACACUGGACAGAGGUCCUAUGAUGUCCACGAGUGUAAGAAGUCCUCCGGCCAGCUGGAAAUUCUCAAUGCACACCAGAAAACACACAAAGUAGAAAAGCCUAAGCCUUAUCAGUGCUCUCAGUGUGACAAAUGUUUUGGCUUUUCCAGAGAUCUUAGAAGACAUCAGUUGACACAUACAGGGGAGAAACCGUUCAGUUGCCCCCAAUGUGAAAAAUGUUUCGGUAGGAAAUGGGAAUUGACGUACCACCAACGGACACACAGCGGAGAGAGGCCUUACCACUGCUCUGAGUGUGGACAGAGCUUUAGCCUAAGGGGGAACUUUAAACGCCACCAGCAGAGCCACACAGGGAAGAAGACGUUUCAUUGCACUCAGUGUGACAAGAGUUUCUUCAGAGCGGCUCACCUGAAAACCCAUCUCCUCAUUCACAAUAGAACCAAAACAGUGGUCUGCUCUAACUGUGGGAAAGGGUUCAACCAUGAUGGGAACUUAAAACGUCACCAACGAUUCUGUAUGAAGACAGAGCAAAAUUGUAAUGCACCCCCAUCUGUAGAAGUACAGAUAUGAUAUAAUAAUGUAAUACAAUGCCAUCUAAUUAUAAGUCUGUUCUUCUUGGUACAUUUAUCUCUAGUUCAAAAUCAUUCAAGAGACAGGCCUUUUUGUUCUCUGACGACUGUAGGGGAGUAGGAUUCGCUUUCAUGUAUGUCCAUUAGGUGGCAGUAAAAUAGGAAAGUAUUUUUACAUGUAGUGGUACUUUUUACUUUUCGAUAUUCUGUAUGUGCAACCGCAAUAAUAUUAGCUGACCCUCCGAUACUCCUGAAAAUCAUCCAUGUAACUAGCUAAAGGUAAAUAUAUUUCUGAAUAUAUAUAUAUAUAUAUAUAUAUAUGAGCUUUAUAAAGCCAUUUGAGGACAAAUUGGGUGUGUAGCUGACUAUACAAGCCUUAUGUUGUGCCAGAUAGAAUAAAUUAGGGCAAUUCCACAUAGCGUUACUAGUUGUUUCAAAUAGGGUGCUAGUACGGUAUAACAAAGAGAGUAGCUAGCUAUGUAUGUUUGAAACUGUUUAAAGACCCAUGUGGACCAACAUGUGAAGUUCAUACGAGCAGCAAGUUGGGUGUCAAAUAAAAGCUAAGACUGUCUGUCUGUGUGUGUUCUGUUAUAAUAAAAUGUAGCUGCGAUAUCUUUGUGGAUCUAUCCCUCUUUGGACAUUUCUAAUCCACCUCCACUUGAAAGCAUUUGACUUCAGGUCAUUGAUUGGCAAGGAAGAACACAAACAUAGUUGUGUGUUUCACAUGCAGUUCUUGAAGGGGUGAAUCAAUUGAUGGUAAAUAUAUUGAUAGCAGUGUUGUAAUAAAGAUUCAUUCAAUUGUC